CAAUGUCAGCAAACAUGACAGAAUCCUGUACAAAAUUAUUGUGAAACUUUACUUAAAUUUAUUGUAACAGUAUUCUAUCGAAGACACAACAACAGAUUCAAGAUGGGUUCCAACCAAUCAGUUCGCGCCACAGCAUUCCAGAGACCCAAAGCAUCUGCCACGGAGUCUUUCAUUGAAGAAGAACCUGAUGAGCACCACAUUAGUAUAUCAAAUAAAAUGGUCGAAAGAUUAGUAGAAGAUGCAACGUUAAGUGGAGGAACGGCGGCCGCGAAUACACAGCCCACAGCACGUGGGGACUACAGAGACAAGAUCUUUAUAGAGAAACUCAAGUGUAUGGACGAGAGCCACUCUGAGAUAACCGGAAUAACAGUAGAAGAUCUGAGCGCUUUAGCGGCUCGGAUAGACGUACGUACUUCAAACAUGGUGAGCGUGGAGCCAGUCUGUGCAGACUGCAAGCAGCGCGUCAUCGAGUGCUACGACGCAUCCAAGACGGGUUCCGACAUUAUCAAGUGUUGGGAAACUGUGGGAGCAUUCACAAAGUGCGUGCAGGAGACUGCGAUGACGCGAUUGCGUGCUCGUACAAUGCGCGACGCGCGGGAGCGGGCGCGGCGCACGCGGCACGUGGCGCGCGCGCGGGAACACGCGCUCAGGGAGCUCGCCUCCAGCUGACGUACUGCGGCCUACUGCGUCACCAUCAUAUACCACAAUCUAACAAUACAUAAUAUUGAUUUUGAACUCUGAUUAAUGUCGGAAUACUCAAACGCUCCUCAAUUUU
Spodoptera litura is the source of this 775-nucleotide messenger RNA. RefSeq lists its product as uncharacterized. Lineage: Eukaryota; Metazoa; Arthropoda; Insecta; Lepidoptera; Noctuidae. The record is from RefSeq and is a predicted model, not a curated record.